This is a messenger RNA of Insectozyma verbasci, 885 nucleotides long. The record is from the annotation of a GenBank genome assembly. Lineage: Eukaryota; Fungi; Ascomycota; Pichiomycetes; Serinales; Debaryomycetaceae.
AUGCCAGCACAAAUUCCACAUAAACAUCAUGAUGAAAUCGAAGAAAAUGGUUUCACAGUUGUCAGAAAUUUCUUAAAUCAAGAUGAAAUAGAUGAAUAUUUAAAAGCUUCCGAAACAAUUAUCGAUUAUGCUAGACAAGGUAAUUGGCCUUAUGUUAGAACUAUGGGUAAGCAAUUUCCACCAUGGCCAAAAAAUUUUUCACCGAAUAUUUGGGGUAUAACAGGUUUAUUACAUCCAGAUUUAAAUGAAAAAUCAUUACCAUUUCAUAAACUAUAUUCAGAUGAUAAAAUGUUAUCUAUAGUUUGUGAUAUCUUACAAAUUGAAAAAGAUCAAGUAUCUAUGGAAUUAUUAAAUAUGUUAAUUAAUCCAUUGACUGAUUUUGAAUUGGAUUGGCAUAGAGAUACAAUUAAACCAGAAGCAACACCAGAAGAAGAAAAAGAAGAUUUAUUGAAAAAUCCUUAUGCUGGUGCUCAAUUUAAUUUGGCAUUAACCGAAGAUAAUUGUUUGAUUGCUAUUCCUGGAUCUCAUAAACGUUUAAGAACACAAGAAGAACUAGAUAAAACUAUUGAUCCAUCAAGAAGGAAAGAAUCUAUUACUGAUGAAAUUGUUGUUAAAUUGAAUCCUGGUGAUUUGGUAUUUUAUAAUAAUAAUAUUUUACAUAGAGCAAAAUAUUCAGCUAAAAAUAAAAGAAUUACGGUUCAUGGUUCUUAUGGAAAUGUUAAAUUUGGUAAAUCAAGAGCAAAAGGUAUCUUACAACAUGGAGUUGCAGAAUGGUUACCAAGACUAGAACCAGAAAAUGAAAAUUUGAAAAUGUUGAAAGAAAAAUUGGUAAAUUUGGCACAUGAAUUUGGAGGUGUAAAUUUAGGAUAUGCAUUGGAUGGUUAA